Molecule: messenger RNA, 939 nt
Organism: Plectropomus leopardus (leopard coralgrouper)
Lineage: Eukaryota; Metazoa; Chordata; Actinopteri; Perciformes; Serranidae
Source: RefSeq, a predicted model, not a curated record
GGGGAGACUGGAUUUCAGGGGAUCCCCGGCCCCAGAGGUCCUCCGGGACAAGGUCUGCAGGGAGACAAGGGAGAACGAGGCUUCAGAGGGGAAAAAGGCAAAAGGGGAGACAGAGGAGAACCCGGAGAACCCGGAGCCACCGGACCUUUGGGUAGAGUGGGACAAAAGGGAGACCCUGGACUCACGAGGGAAGAAAUCAUCAAAAUAGUGAGAUCCAUAUGCAGUUGUGGAGUGACCUGCCGCCAAACCCCCUUAGAGUUGGUUUUUGUGAUCGACAGCUCGGAGAGCGUCGGCCCAGACAACUUCAACGUGAUCAAAGACUUUGUAAACGCCCUGAUCGACCGAGCCUCGGUCAGCCGCGACACCACGCGGGUCGGUGUGGUCCUCUACAGCCACAUCAACAUGGUGGUGGCCAGCCUCAGACAGGAAGCCACUCGGGAUGAGAUCAAGUCCGCCGUGCGCUCCAUGACCUACCUUGGCGAGGGGACGUUCACGGGCAGCGCCAUCCAACAGGCCAACCAGGUGUUCAAGGCGGCGCGGCCAGGUGUGAGGAAGGUGGCCAUCAUCAUCACGGACGGGCAGGCGGACAAGAGAGACACGGUCAGUCUGGAGAGGGCCGUGUCCGAGGCUCAGGGGAGUAACAUCGAGAUGUUUGUGAUCGGCGUGGUGAACGAGAGCGAUCCACUGUACGAGGAGUUCAAGAAGGAGCUCAGUCUCAUGGCGUCUGACCCCGACAGCGAGCACGUGUACCUGAUCGCUGAAUUCAAAACACUUCCAGCUCUGGAGAGAAAACUGCUGAGUCAAAUCUGUGAGGACGGAGAGAGACAUUUGUUCAGCUCCAGACUCCCCGAGGUCUCGGGUAACAUUCGAGAACCUCCGUACAGGACCGGUACCGACACGCCAACCUUCACUGGAGACAUCAGGAGGGUUCAGACGGUG